AUGUCGAAAAUUAUUACGAGUGAAAUACCAUACACUACAUUAACUGAAACAAAUUCCACUUCUCGUGGUUCAAUAACGACUCUAGAUUCACUUGAUAGUGCUCAAUAUGUUGGAAAUGAAAAUAUUGAACAUUCAUGUCGAAUUUGUGAGAGUAAAUUAAUUAAAAAACAACAACCUGAUCAUACACCUAUUGAAUGUCUUGGUCAACGGUGUCAAAUAUUAGAAGCUGAAAAAAUCAAACUCAAAGAUCAUGAUAUAAAAUCACGUAUUCAAAUUGAAGAACUUGAAAAUAAAAUAACAAUGUUAGAAGAUGCCAUUAAAGGAUUGACAGCACCUAAACAACUUCAAGCAGCUCCAUUUAAUUUUAUUGAUAUAUCAACACAUGAACCAGAAAUUAACUAUGAUAAUAUUUUACCACCAAAACGGUCAAAUAGUCGAGAACGAGUUGGACUUUUUGGUAGUCUUGGUGCAGCGUCACAAUAUCCACACUAUAAUUAA
Messenger RNA from Rotaria sordida, 498 nucleotides. NCBI's taxonomy places the organism in Eukaryota, Metazoa, Rotifera, Eurotatoria, Philodinida, Philodinidae. The record is from the annotation of a GenBank genome assembly.